This is a messenger RNA of Hemibagrus wyckioides, 1498 nucleotides long. RefSeq names its product B2 bradykinin receptor-like. Gene Ontology annotation, cellular component: membrane. The record is from RefSeq and is a predicted model, not a curated record. Lineage: Eukaryota; Metazoa; Chordata; Actinopteri; Siluriformes; Bagridae. Gene Ontology annotation, molecular function: bradykinin receptor activity. Bases 193 to 1239 code for a protein of 348 amino acids. The transcript has a single exon. Gene Ontology annotation, biological process: smooth muscle contraction; neutrophil chemotaxis; immune response.
CCUCUCUCUAAUAAAGAGGGCUGCCUCACUCUGCUCUGCCUACCAAAGUCUUUUUGGCUACUAUUCUCACUACACCAUCUUUUCUUACUAUCUUUUAGUAUCUUACUCUCUUGGUAAUUUUUACUAUCCCAAAUAUCAUUCACAACACAGCUCAUUUUCUUAGUUUAUCCAUUCCCUGGAGCAGCCUUUUUGAUGACUUUCAACAUGACGACAGUUCCAUCACUGGCACUCUCAGACUGGGAGCUCUUGCACUGUAAUGUCACAGAGGCUUGGGAUUGGGUCUAUUCCAUACAGCCGGCCUACAUGUCUAUCAUCUGUGUGCUGGGAGCAUUUGGUAAUGCCUUUGUCCUUGCUGUGUUCUGCAUUCAGAAAGGCCACUGCUCUGUGGCUGACAUCUAUCUGGGAAACCUUGCUGCUGCUGAUCUCCUCAUGAUGUGCUGCCUUCCCUUCUGGGUCAUCACUAUAAUUCACAAGUUCAACUGGUACUUUGGACAGCCCAUGUGCCAAGUGGUCAGCCUCAUAAUUGGUAUGAACUACUACUGCAGCGUGCUGUUCCUCAUGCUGGUUAGUUUGGACAGGUACCUAGUUCUGACAAGGCCCAUGUCUGUGGGGAGACGGAAAGGCACCAGCCAUGCCAAGGCUAUCUGUGUGGCUAUUUGGCUCACAGGCUUUUUGCUCAGCCUUCCAGCCUUGUUGUUUCGCUCUGUGGAGUUUUUCCCUGACCUUGAGGCAGAGGCAUGCUACAUGGAUUACCCUCAUGUUGGGUGGAGACUGCGUUACAACAUGACGGUCAAUGUGGUGGGUUUCCUAGUUCCUGUACCCCUUGUUUCUUACUGCAGCUACCAUAUUAUUGCAAUUCUGAGUGACAAACAGGUGAGCAGGUGUUCAGCUGUGAAAACAGAAAGGAAGGCUGCAGUUUUGGUGCUUGUUGUUCUGUCCGUUUUCAUUCUCUGCUGGCUGCCCUUUCAGAUUUUCAUGUUUCUGGACACACUAUAUCAUUUUAAUGUUAUAUCUGGUUGUCUGUGGAUACACAGUCUGGACAUAGGUACGCAGCUCUCUACUUACCUUGGAUAUAGCAACAGCUCACUCAACCCUUUUCUCUAUGUGAUAGUAGGAAAACACUUCAGGCAAAGGGCUAAAGGAGUAAUUGUUCAGAUUCUGAACUUGGGGGGCUGGGGAGUCUAUCCAGCUCACAUAAUCAACUCCAGUCUAAGAUAUACAGAGUGCACAAGAGUGUAACCUGAGCUGAAUCUAUAGUGACCCCUGCUGUUAUGUGAAUGUUAGAUAGUUGACAGACUAACUGAGCUUUUCUUUGUUUACUGUUCAUAUACCACUCUUGAUUAUGUAUUGUACACAGACAUACUUUGUUUGAUUUAGGUCUGUUCUGUGCUCUUCAUCCAAAAUGCAAUUUUGCAAAAUUUUGCUUUUUAAAUUUGGCACUCUUGUGGUGCCAAUAUGGCUGUUUAUGCUUAUGCGAUUUUUAGAUUUUAGAUUUCUC